Molecule: messenger RNA, 2456 nt
Organism: Diabrotica virgifera virgifera (western corn rootworm)
Lineage: Eukaryota; Metazoa; Arthropoda; Insecta; Coleoptera; Chrysomelidae
Exons: 6
Coding region: 27-2387 (786 amino acids)
Source: RefSeq, a predicted model, not a curated record
UCAGAUACGCAACAUUAUUUCAAAUAAUGCUACAAACCAAUUUCAAUCAAUCAUUCAAAACUGACACUGUCUUUGUAAUGUCACAUUUGCCAAUUUUUAUAUUUAUUUAUAUUUUAACUGUAGUUAAAGCUACACCAAAGAUCAAACCUUGCGACGAUCCAAACGAAAGCAUAAACGGAGUCGGGACAGUUCUAUUUACUCCAGCCGAUGUCUAUAAACAAUGCUGGUCUCUAGAGGAAAUAGCUAUAUUGACGACCAGGAUGAUACUAGAAGACUUACUGCCAGACGUAACAGUUUUCAACAUAGACAGCAACGCUUUUGUUGACGAUAUAGUUAGUUAUUUCCGGUUGUUAAUUGAAGUUGUGAAGACAGCCACCACUGGUCGAAAGAAACGAGUGACUCUUCUAGCGUUAACUGAUCUACUUGGAGGGUACUUGCAGUAUGCUGUUUUACCCCUGGCCCGGUAUGCGUUCUAUGCUGGUUUUAUUGAUUACACCAGCAUGGAAAAACUAAUCCAGCUCUUCGAAGAAAUCAAAUGGUUCCUGCGCACCAACGGUCAAGGCUGGCCGAAACCCCUGAAGACCACGCCGCAACUGACUAUAGAACCCAUAAAUUUUGAAACAGAAGCACCAAAAACACCGAGCUGCUGCAGCCAACUCUUUUAUAUGGAAUCGGAACAAAGUUCCCAAGGCGAGAAUAGUACCGCCACCACGGAAAUUAUAUUUCCUUUGCCGUUUUUUGACUCCAGGGUACGACCUUCAGCGGUAGCGGUACCGUUUAGGAGAUUCACAUUACGAAAUAUCGAGUCCAGGAGAGCCUCGCAUAUUAUACUCAAGUUUUUCAUAGCGGCCACCACGUGUUUGAACGAGAGGAAAUCCAGCAAAGCAACGACUUUAAAAUUUCACAAUAGUUUCUUCGGUUGGUUGAACAGAGACGUGUUAACUAAAAUUGAAGACGACAAAUUCUAUUCUGCUUUUGGAGGAAUACUGCGAAUAGAAGAAACGCUUAAAGCAAUGGGUGCUGUUUCUGAUGAAAGUACGUGUAUUCCUGAAGGUGAGCAAGAAAUAUUGGUUCCAGAAGCAGGAGUAUCACAUAAACACUUUACAUCUUCCGUUAUCUUGAUAGUAAUGUUGGUUAUAAUUUUACUCUGGUUCCUUAUUGGUACCAUCUUUAUUUGUCUUCGAAUGAGACGGUCUCAAAAGAAGCAAGAUGAAAAAGAUCAGACCAAGUCAAAUCCUACUUCGUCCUCGAGCUUAGGAACCAGUAAGUGGUCGUUGUUUUCCAAAAGCAAAUCAGACCGAAGUGUGGAAGGCAAAUGUAAAUGCUCAUCUAAAACGUCGGCGUCGGCCUUUAGUAGUUCCUACACAAGCGAUUACGAUUUAGAAGAAAGGAUUAAGAAGAGAAAACAGAAGCAAAGGGAUAAGGCUGUGACUAUUUGUUAUCCUCCUUAUUUAGGAGAAAAUUUAUAUAUGGAGAAAAACAGACCAGCUGUGAUAGACACUCAGACUACGAUGAAGAAGUUACCGUCUAUAGAAGAAAUUUCUGAAGUUACUACUGAAAAUAGGAGCCAGCAUCGAAAAUUAGAAGGAGCUGAUAAUUCUGUACACAUACAAGAACAAUCAAGAAAACACGGAACCACUACACCAGCUCAAAACAUACGUUACGCGACCCGAUGCCCAAACAUCAACUAUGCCAGUUCAUCAACUUCCAAACUUCGGAAGAAAAAACAACCGCCUGGAGGAAUGAUAAUAGAUGAAUGUUGGUGCGAUAUUUUACGUGGAGAAGAUGGAGAAAUUGAGUCUGUAACAUUGGACGAAUCAUUUCCUGGAGUCGAAGACGAUAUGAAAGGUGUACAGCAAAGACGAAGUACAGAUAAAACGAGAGUUAAUGAAAAUAGCACACGAAAAACCAGUCACGAGGACAAUACUAACUACUCUAAAGGGAUGGUUGUACUAAAACAUUCCAGUACAGAAAAAUCAAGAAGUGGUGAAAUGCCUCCAAUAUUGUCUGUGACCUUUAGCGGAGAAACGGAUCAAAGUGGACAAAAACUCGGAGAACCUGGAGAAGAUUCACAGGCAGCAUUUGAUGCCAGAUACGGGGUAAAUUCAGACUAUCACGAGCAACGGAAUCAUGAUCACACCGUUGCAGAUCUUUCCUAUGAGCAUUACCGUCCAGAAGAAUCGACAGCAGAAGAAACGUCCGAGGCGAAUACAGACAAAGAAAGGAUUUCUACCCAUCAGAACGCGUGUCAUUCUAGCUUAACUGGUACUUACUCCAAACAGAUGAAAGAUGGCAGACCGUUUAUUUUCGGAUACGAUCUUGAAACUUCCAGUUCGUCAGAUUUGAGUGAAGAAGAAACGGACUUAAAAACAUCUACUUCUAAGUAAAAUAGAGUAUAUUAUAUAUGUCAAGUAUUUUAUCAUGAAGUCUAUAAAAAUAAAUAUAUUUAAUAUAAA